Sesamum indicum (sesame) is the source of this 1288-nucleotide messenger RNA. Lineage: Eukaryota; Viridiplantae; Streptophyta; Magnoliopsida; Lamiales; Pedaliaceae. The record is from RefSeq and is a predicted model, not a curated record.
UUUCUUCUUCCUUCUUCUUUCUCUCUUUCUGUUUCUAUCUCCAUUCUUUCCCCAAACCAUUCUCUAAAAACCCUAGCCCCCAAUUCACGGCAACAAGAAAGGCAAGUCGGGGACGAGUGCGGCUUCCAGAUGUUGCAGCUGAAUACAGAUGGGUUCGGAGAUUGAAACAGUUGAACAGAGAUUGAAGUCUUUUACGGGUCAGCUCCUGACGGAAUGUGGGAUUCUUGAGAGACUAGUGUAUAAACACAAGAAUCAACAUCGAAGAUGUCAUUACUUUCAGUAUAUGCUCAAGGUGAGAAGGGAUUUGAAGCUUCUGAAACUAGCGAAUUUGGAGGAGAUAUUUGAUGCCUGUUUCCUGGUGGUAAAUGGGAACAGGCCAAAGCAAAAAGUUCAGCUUCUGGAAAGUUUGAAGAGGAGAAAAUGUGGCAGUGGCAAGUACAACUUUUUGGAGAGACUUUUGGGAGUUACCCGCCUACUAUCAGAGAUGGUUGAGCCAUUGCUGAAGGCAGCUAUGGAAAUAUCCACGCUGCUUGCUCGGUCAUUUUUCAUGAAAUUUUCACUGACGACACUGGCUGUGCUUGCACGCAUACGAGUACUGGUUCAGCAAAUGCUUCUUGAUUCUGUUCUUCUGUACAAUACUGUUUCUUCUCUUUCGCAAACGGAACAGACUGUGAAAUUGAAUCAAGAAGGAUUCGAGGUCUUUAGGGAGUAUUAUCCAAGGAGGGAGGAAGCUACCAUACUGCUGGAAUGCGCAUGGCAGACAGAUAAGUAUGUGUUAGUUGAGAGGACAAACAGAAGUGAGACCGAUAUUCAAGAGAAGGAUGACCGGGGAGAUUUCUCAUGGAAUCCACCGAAUAUACAAUAUCAAAGCAUUGAGGCGUUACUUGGAGUUGACGAACCUGGUACUACAGCAGCCGACUCAGAUACAGCUGGAGCUUCAUCUGCAAAUAUAGUUUCCUCAACAAUGAGAAUGAUCUUUGAGACGAACAGUAAAAAGUUGGCGGAAGACAGUUCAUGCAUGCUCACAACUCCCGUCUGGAAAAGUGCUUCUGCCGAAGCUGGCUUGCCUACUACUUCAACUCCAUCUCCCAUUUCAUACCCCAUUCAGCGAAAGAAUGAAGCGAAGAACAAGAAGGUUGCAUUUGUAUCAGUUAAACCGCCAGCAGCGCGGACUAAAAAUGAAUCGACGUUCCAUUUGAAAGGCACGGAGAAGAAAGGGGGAGAUAAAGAAGAUCCAUUUUUCAAUCUCCUUACUGGUGGAAACAAGAAUAGUAGUAGUCUCUUGUAA